CAACCUCCUCCUAUGUACAUAUAUUAAAUAUACUUACAUUUUUAUUUUCAUCUAUACAUACACACAUCCUUAAAAAACAAAAAGAACUCUACAUAUAUACAUACAAAAUUACAUUAGUGUUAAACACUAGUUUGAUCAAGUCCUUGAAGUUUCUUUCAGUCUGCUGCUUUCUUUUGGAAAAUAGAGAUGAGUUCUGUCCAGGGACACGUCAUCUUCCCUGUCGCGGUCCGUGCAAAACAAACUAAAGUCCACACACCGCCUGCCAAUGGUCUCUCAAGGAAGUGUAAAUUUUCAAGUAGAUUCUGGGGUGUGAAAGGAGUAACUUGCAGGAAGACUAAUGUAGGUAAUCGGCUAAAAUUGCAUACUGCCAAGGUGGUAAUGUGUAGUUUCAGCUCAUCGUCCGAUGGUAAUGGUAGCAUGGCUGAGAAUUCUAAUGAGAAUGCGGAAUAUGUGAAUUGCACUGUCACUGAUGCUGUUGAGGUGAAGGGUAGUCCAGACGGUUUCAUGAUCAAAAUGAGCAAUGGCCAGCAACUAAGAUGUGCCCAUAACAAUGAUGAGGCCAAAACUCCAACUAAUUUCUCACCUCACCCUGCAAUUGUACUAAAGAUGGAAGAUGGGACUGGUCUUCUCCUUCCCGUUAUCGUUUUGGAGAUGCAGAGUGCAUUGCUCAUGGUAGCACUGAAAGAUGUCAAAGUUGCAAGGCCUACCAUGUAUGAAGUUGUGAUGCAAAUGAUUGAAAGAAUGGGUUAUACGCCGAAAAUUGUUCGUAUCACAGAGAGAGUAAAUGAAGCAUAUUUUUCACAGUUAUACCUAACAAAGUUGGGAGACGAAACGCAGAACAUUAGCGUUGACUUGAGACCCUCUGACGCACUUAAUAUUGCUGUAAGAUGCAAGGUACCAAUUCAGGUCAACAAAAAUUUGGUUUACAGAGAUGGAAUGAGAGUUAUCGAGACUACUAGUAUAUUUCAUGGCCCUCUAUCAGAUGGCAUCGUGUCUACAGAAUUAGACCCAAAAUUAGACAGGCCCAGUGGCCAACCGUGUCUUGAAACCGAGGAAUUUAAUCUUUUGCGCAACAUGUGGGUUGCCGCUGCUGAAGAGCGUUAUGAUGACGCAGCUGAGUGGAGGGAGAAAUUAAGCGAAUUCCGGUCGAAUAUGAAUGAGGCUUAGCAGGAGUUGGAACUUUCGUGUUUAGAUCCGUUGUAGUAGUGUCUGUGUUGAUCUUCUUCAAUGAGUAGGUAUUAGUAAAACGCUUGUGAAUAUUCAGUACUGUAACUUGUAUAUUAACUUAUGUUAACCCCUAAAUGUAGAAAGAUAAGUAAAGGUGUCUGUGUCAAAUUACUUUGUGUGUUUUCGACUUUUUAUGUUGUCUUCAGCAUAUCUUUUA
Messenger RNA from Daucus carota subsp. sativus, 1384 nucleotides. Its product is annotated as bifunctional nuclease 1. Gene Ontology annotation, cellular component: VCB complex; nucleus. Gene Ontology annotation, molecular function: nuclease activity. NCBI's taxonomy places the organism in Eukaryota, Viridiplantae, Streptophyta, Magnoliopsida, Apiales, Apiaceae. The record is from RefSeq and is a predicted model, not a curated record. The transcript is spliced from 11 exons. The coding region runs from base 187 to 1167 and encodes 326 amino acids. Gene Ontology annotation, biological process: protein ubiquitination.